AUGUUUGCAACUAGAGCGCUCUUGCAAUCAUGCAGAAUCACAAUGUUUAGCCGUGAUACUUGCGGCCUUUGUACACAGGCAAAAGGCGUGCUUUCUGACGUUUGGGACAAGCGCCCAUUUGAAUUCAAAGAAGUCAACCUUUCCAACAGCGAGAAAUGGAGAAAUCUCUACGACUUUGAUAUUCCGGUUAUUCACUUCGCGAAAGCCAAUUCACCUGAGGAAGACGUUGCCAAGGCAGCCAAGGCAAUCAAGCUUAUGCAUCGCUUCACACCGGAGCAAGUUGAGGAAAAGAUGGAUCUUAUUGACAAGCUUUAA
Messenger RNA from [Torrubiella] hemipterigena, 315 nucleotides. The record is from the annotation of a GenBank genome assembly. Lineage: Eukaryota; Fungi; Ascomycota; Sordariomycetes; Hypocreales; Clavicipitaceae.